UUGGAUCUGCAGCAACGAGGAGAGGCACGAGGCAAGCAUGAAGGCUAUAUCUUCACCUGGAGCUCGAGGACAGAGGGCCGCCAGAAGGAUUUCUAAACCUCAGAUGGAGAAGCGCAGGCGGGAGCGCAUCAACCACAGUCUGGAGACUCUGCGAGUUCUGAUGCUGGAGAGCACCCACAAUGAGAAACUAAACAAUCCGAAAGUGGAGAAGGCAGAGAUUCUAGAGAGUGUGGUCGAUUUCCUGAAGGCAGAGGAGGAUGUACAGAAGGAUCACCAGGCUUCAAAGAGGGCCCUGUCCGUGGAGCAGAGACCGGCCUGUGCCUGCCAGUCCAGCUACCAUGACGGCAUGAGGACCUGCCUGCUCAGGGUCAACCAGUUCAUAGCCAGCAAGAGCCAGGAGGCAGGGGAGCCCAGCGGAGCGGCUGUUCGGGCUUCCUUUACGCUUCCAGAGAUCCCCAUGCACCCCACCACUCCCGGCCACAUUCACCAUCCUCCUGCUGCUCUGCCUCCUCAUCCUCUGCCCUUCCAUCACCCCCAGCUCUCUCACCACUACCUGACGCAGACGGCUGGCUUCCACGCUGACACCAGCAAUCUGUCCCCCGCAGGUGUGGGGCACAUUCCUGAUCCCCUGUGGAGGCCCUGGCCUCAGUGAUUCCAGCUUAUGUGUCCAUGUAACUACUGUACCUACUGUAACUAUGCGAGCAAAAUGUAUAAAUGUGUAUUUUUUAGGCUACUGCGCAGCCUGUA
Molecule: messenger RNA, 747 nt
Organism: Pundamilia nyererei
Lineage: Eukaryota; Metazoa; Chordata; Actinopteri; Cichliformes; Cichlidae
Gene: her5
Product: hairy-related 5
Exons: 3
Coding region: 38-652 (204 amino acids)
Molecular function (GO): protein dimerization activity
Source: RefSeq, a predicted model, not a curated record